AUGUCAGCACCGCAUGGCAGCAACCGGCUCCGCACGGUGUUCGUGGGCAACAUCCCCAUGGAGGGCACGGCGGACGACCCCGAGCUCCGCGCCCUAUUUGCCCAGGUCGGCCCGGUCGUCAAGCUGCGCAUCGUCGUCGACCACGCCACCCAGAAGCGCAAGGGGUUUGCGUUUGUGGAGUAUGUGGACAACGCGACAGCGGUCGCCGCAGUGGAGCAGCUGGCCGACGUCGACUUCGGCGGGCGGACGCUCCGCCUUGGCAUCGCCGAGCAG
Messenger RNA from Emiliania huxleyi CCMP1516, 273 nucleotides. RefSeq lists its product as hypothetical. The record is from RefSeq and is a predicted model, not a curated record. The annotation marks the transcript as partial. Gene Ontology annotation, molecular function: mRNA binding. The transcript has a single exon. Gene Ontology annotation, cellular component: mRNA cleavage and polyadenylation specificity factor complex. Lineage: Eukaryota; Haptophyta; Isochrysidales; Noelaerhabdaceae.